This is a messenger RNA of Dictyostelium discoideum AX4, 3819 nucleotides long. RefSeq lists its product as hypothetical. The record is from RefSeq and is a predicted model, not a curated record. The transcript has 2 exons. The coding region runs from base 1 to 3819 and encodes 1272 amino acids. Lineage: Eukaryota; Evosea; Eumycetozoa; Dictyosteliales; Dictyosteliaceae.
AUGAAAUCCUCAAAUGGUGUCGGUUGUACCGAUUCUAUACAAGGAUAUUUAUUUAAAAAAGGAAAUUCAUCUCUAUUAUCUUCAUCAUCAACAUUAUGGAAGAAGAGAUGGUUUUCUUUAGAAAAUGGUAGUACAACAUUAAAAUAUUUUAAAAAUUCAAGCGAUGAAUCACCAAAAGGUUCAAUUAAUAUUCAAUUAAUUGAAUCAAUUGAUAUUUUAACAACAACUACCACCACCACCACAACCACCACUACAUUUGGAAAUAAAGAUAAUACUAAUAACAACAACAACAACAACAACAACAAUAAUAAUAGUAAAUAUUAUUUCGAUUUAAAAAUUAAAUCAAGAGUUUAUCAUUUAUAUUCUGAAACUGAAAGAGAAAGAGAUUAUUGGAAUGUAAAUUUAAAUUUAUCAAUUUUAAAAUCAAAAGAACCCUCACCCUCACUCUCACCACAAUCACAAGUAAGACCAAGAUCAUACACUUUACCAUCACCAACACCAACAAUUGUAUUAGCAGAACCAUCACCAUCACCAUCACCAACACCACUUCCACCACUACCAAUACCACCAAAUAAUAAAACUAAACCUCCUCUUCCGCCAAAACCAAUUUCACAACAACAACAACAGCCUGUACAACAACAACAACACCAACAACAACAACAACAACACCCAACAACAAAUACUAAUACCAAUGGUAAUAGUAAUAAUAAUAAUGUAAUUUUAAAUAAAAAACAACAACAACAACAACAACAACCUGUAAAACAAAAAGAAAUUGAAAAUGAAGAAAAUUUCGAAUAUGAAGAUGAUGAUAUUAGUUUAUGUGGAGCAAAAAGAAAAGAUUUUAUAAAGAAUCAUUCUAGUGGAUAUAUUACAAGUAUGGUAGGAGUUACAAGAUCAAAGAUAUGGUGUGGAGAUUCUCAAGGUAAUAUUUGCACUUUCACAUUGAGUAGAAAUGGAAGUGGUGCUAAUGGAAUAACGGAUAAAGUUAAGAAAGGAUCACAAUGGAAAGAACAUACUCUUAUGGUAACCUCAUUGGUUUAUGUACCAUCUCAAAAAUUAGUUUACAGUUCAUCAUUAGAUGGUAAAAUUUGUGCUUGGGAUAGAACUGAUUAUAGUUUACUAUUCUCUCAUUCAAGUAAAUUCCCAAUUUAUGAUAUGUUAUUUAGUAAAAAUGAUUUAUUAGUUUAUUGUGGUGGUAUUUCAUCAUCACAACAACAACAACAACAACAACAACAAAAUCAAAAUCUACAAAAUCAAAAUCAAAAUUUAUCAUUAUUUGAUACAGUUACAAAAGAAGAGACAGAAAUACCAUUUCAAUCAUUUUUACCAAAUUUAUAUAACAAUGGUAAUAGUGGGAAUAAAAAAAGAAAAUUUAUAAAAAUGGUAAAAUUUGAUGAAAAAAUUAUAAUUUGUACAGAUAGAUGUGAAAUUAUAGUUUGGAGUCCAUGGGAUAAUGAAAUUUGUAAAUAUGUUAAAAUUAAUAAUUCAUAUGAUAUUACUGCAAUGAAUGUUGUUGGUGAGAAUCUAUGGAUAUGUACAACAUCAGAUACGAAUGGUAAUAUAUUUUCAACAACGAAUCCGUGUUUGGUGAUAGUGUUAUCAAUUAAAACAGCAUUGAAAAGGGUUAAAAGUUUUGAGUGUAGACAUCCAAUAUCGCAAUUUACAUUGGUCAAUGGUUACGUUUGGGCAAUCACUCGUGAUUACAUAACAGUUUAUGAACAGAAUACAGCUCAAUUAGCCUAUGAAACAAUUAUACUUAAAGAAGAUAUGAACUUUAAAUUAUUAUAUAAUUUUAAUACUGUUUGGGUUGGUGGUACUUGGUUAUUUAGAUUUCAAAUAUUUAAUAAUUGGAUUAGAGAUAAUUUAGAAUAUACAACUAACUCAUCAUCAUCACCGGAUAAAUCAGCAGCAUCAUCAUCAGCAAUUUCAAUUAAUAUUCAACCAAUUUCAGAUUAUUCAGAUUUUGAUAAUGUUUUAAAUGUUUUAGAAUUAAUUAAAGAGAGAUUACAAUAUGAUCAUUGUAAUCAACUUUAUGAUAUUCUAUUGGGUAUUUGUGAGAAUGAUCAAUUGAAUUUAACAGAUUUUAAAAUAUUAACAUCAAAAAGUUUUAGAUGGUUUGGUAGAAAUCAAUGUUCUUCAGUUAUGCGUGAGUCAAUUGUAUCUGAUAAUAAUAGAGUUUAUAGAAUUUCAAGAGUUUUAUCAAACUAUUUACAACAAUCAAAUAUUAAAGACUAUUAUAUAAAUAUUAGAGAAAGUAGUAAUAAUAUUACAAUUAAUGGUAGUGGUAGUGGUAAUGGUAGUAUUAAUAGUAGUAAUGGUAGUAUAAAUAAUAGUGGUGGUAGUAAUAGUAGUGGUUAUAAUAGUAAUGUCAUAUUCAUUUAUGAAACAUUAAAAACUGUUGAAUAUUUAGUUUCAAAUUUUGAUAAAUUUUCAAAACAAUUUCAAAUUCAACAACAAUUCAUUGAAACUAUUAUUAAAUUUACAACUCUAUCAUUACCUUCAAAUAGAUUAAUCGUUUCAAUUUCAUUAAUAAUUUUAUAUCAUUUAUUAAAUUCAAAUGGUAAUAAUUUAUUAAAUAUUUCAUCCUCAUCAUCAUCACCCUCAUCAUCACCAAAUCUAUCAAUAAAUGAUGGUUUAAUAACUACUACUCCAACUUCAACUAAUAAUACAACAACAACAACAACAACAACAACAACAACAACAACAACAAAUAAUUCAAGUUCAAGUGUAACAAAAAAAAUUAAAGAAAAUUUUAAAGUUAAUAAAAAUAAAGAUAAAGAUAAAGAAAGUAAAGGAAAUAAAGAAAUUAAUAACAAUAGUAAAGAUAAUAUAAAAGAGAAUACUAUAAAAGAUAUUGGUGGUAAUAGUUUAUAUAAUAAUUUAAAAGAUAAAGUAAAGUUAUAUCUAUCAGUAUUCUUUGAUCAAUCAAUUGAUGAUAAAACUAAAAUAUCAAUAAUUAAUGUUCUUUCAAGAUUUCCAACAGAAUUAAAAGAACAAUUUAAAAAAGAGCUUUAUUUAAAUUCAACUUUUCAAUUAUUAAAUCAAGGUAUAUCAUUGGUUUGUAAUGAUUUAAUUAUAAUCAUGAAUCAAAUUUUAAUUGAUUCACCAAAAAUUAAAGAUCAAAUUAUAAAAUAUGUACCAAAUUUAUUAAAUUUAUUAGAUCAAAAACAACAACAACAACCAAUUAAUGAUAGAAUUAGAAUUUUUCAAAUUAUGUCAAAUCCAACAUUUAUUCAAAGAUCAUAUAAUAAUAAUAGUAUUGGUAAUAAUAAUAAUGAUAAUAAAAAAUUAAAGAAUAGAAAAGUUAUAAUUUCAAGUAAUUUUAAAUCACCAAUUGAAAGUAUUUUAUUCACUAUAAAUUCAAUUUUACAUUCAUUAAAGAGUACAUCAUUUAGGGGUUUAAAAAUUACGAUUUUAGAUAUAAUUGUACCAAAAGAAUUUAAUCAAGAUUUAUUAUCAUCAAUUAAUGGUUCGAUAAUAAAUUUAAAUUUCAUUUUACCAAAUCAAAGCUUUGUUUCAACAAUUAAAUUUAAAUUUAAUCCAAAGGAUUUAGCAAUUAAAGUGGCUUUUCAAUUGGGUGUAUCGGUUGGUGAGACCACAAUUUCAAAUUUCUCAAUCACUGGUGAUCUUCAAUUAGGUUUCACUCUAGGUACUGCUAAACCUGAAUAUAUCUCUUUCUUGGAGGAUCCAAUCAUUAACUUUGAUUUCGAUUCAACUGGUGUUAUCAAUUUAAUUGAUAAAUUUGUUAAACCAAUCUUAAAAAAAUCAAUUAGAAAGAGAUUAGUUCAUCCAAAUAGAUUUUAUUUACCAAGUUCUUAA